Messenger RNA from Cladocopium goreaui, 1062 nucleotides. NCBI's taxonomy places the organism in Eukaryota, Dinophyceae, Suessiales, Symbiodiniaceae. The record is from the annotation of a GenBank genome assembly.
AUGCUUCACCGUGCUUCAUUAUGCGUCCAUUUUGGCGAAAGUUCCGUAAGUUUCCGUUCCUGGGAGGCGGCCUGGACGCACAGCAGUUGCGCUCUAUGGCUGGGUCUGACAUGUUUCGGGCAGUGCAUUGUGCACUCCCUGGCCGACAUCGGGAACGUCUCCGCUGCGGUUCUGCCACGAAGAAACCAAGAUGUACAGUUUUUCUGCGGAUCCGACUGCGAGAACUUCUUGAACCUGAAGCUCGCCGCCGACUGUACCUCUGGCGGGACUGCAGCUGCUGCUUUGCGGAUCAGCCAAGAGGUCGGUGUUCGCUGGGCUCGGUUUGACGCCAGCAGUCUUACAGCAGGCGUGCUGUACAGCGUGUGCCUAAACCGCAUCGACAACGAAACGUUUGAGGACACUGGUCAGACAGUGUUCAUAUCUCCAAUUCAGGAGGUUCAUCCUCAGAUGGUGCAGCCCUCCUCUUCGCAGGAGUUGUCCAUAACUUGUGUACCUGGCUGCACCUCGUCAACAGAGGUUGUGCUGGCACUGGACUGCGCCUCCAUAUCAGGAGCGCCCAGUGCCACACUCACAGGGUUUCGGGCCUUUUGGUCAGUGACUCUGGAUCUAAGCUCUUUGUCCUUCGGCCAAGUGUACAAAGUAUGCGCUGACGUCGACGGUACGGGAGUUUCAACUUUGCCCCUCGCGGAUACCGGUUUGACAAUGAGAACUGGUGGCCCGACUUCUAUCCAAGUGGUUUCCAUCAUGAGUGCUACAAACCAACGUGUGCCGAUUGUUUGCACCGGAUGUACCCACGCAACUGCUGUCUACUUCUUAGACACAGGCUCCAAUUGUGAUACUUCGGAAGCGGCGGGACUACACAUAGGAACCGCACCCACUUCAACUUCUUCAGUGCUGCUCACAGGAGCUGGCACGCACUGGGAUGCCGUGAUUGAUGCAUCAGCAAUGACGACGGGCACAUCCUACAAACUAUGUAUGGAUCUAGAUGGUACGGUCACAGAUUUGGCUUUUGUGGACACCGGCCUGACGGUUCAAAUCACAUCCAUCACAGGGGUUGUUUAA